CAGAGGGAAAGACAGUGCACUCAGGAAGAAGAGACUGCAUCUACAGGGAACAACAGGACGACCUGAAUUCAGCCUGAAAAAGCAACAGAACGGGACAGAAGGAGAGGGAGUUGUGCUCAGAGGAGGAGCUGCUGUCCCAGGGCUGGCCCCUGCUUUGCAGCAGCUCCGUGCACAGGCGUGUGCGAGUGUGUUUGUGUGUAUGUGAGGACGUGAUGAGAGCACAGGGAGAGUCUGAGGCUCGGGGAGGAGCGAGCAGAAUCGGCCGAGGAAUCUUAGGUCUUGGUGAGGCGCAGGCAGCCUGCUGGAGCACAGGACUCGAUUAAACAGGACAAAACUCGCACACUCGCUGGUAGAGUGUAUUUUCCCUUUGACAGGGCAGAGUGGUGGGGGGGCAACUUUGGUCAUUUGUUUUUAUAUCUCUAUCUACUGAGCAGCGGCAUAAAGGACCAGCAUCACCGGCACCAUGAGUCGAUGGCUGAAGUGCACCUCCCUGUACUUUAACACCGACUGGAAUAAGUAUGAUGACAGGCUGAUGAAGGCUGUGGAAAAAGGAGAGGUGGACAAGGUGUCAGCUGUCCUCAGUAAGAAAGGCAUCAUCCCCACCAAACUAGACGUGGAGGGCCGCUCUGCUUUCCAUCUCGCUGCCUCCAGAGGACAUUUGGAUUGCCUUAGCGCCAUCCUCGUUCAUGGUGUUGAUGUCACAGCCAAUGAUGCCACAGGAAAAAAUGCUUUACACUUGGCAGCUCGGAAUGGACAUUCAUUGUGUGUGCAGAAGCUUCUACAGCAUAACUGCCCUGUUGGAAAUGUGGACCUGCAGGGAAGAACAGCCCUGCAUGAUGCUGUCAUGGCCGGCUGCUCCUCCAGUGUUAAGCUGUUGUGUGACAGUGGGGCUUCGGUCAACGCUAGUGACUUUGAUGGGAGAACUCCACUGGUGCUGGCCACUCAGAUGUGUCAUCCCCGUAUCUGUCAGCUCCUGCUGGAACGAGGGGCGGACAUCCGAGUGCGCGACAAGCAGAACAAAACCGCCUUGAUCCUGGGCUGUGAAUUUGCCUGUAAAGAUGCUGUAGAGGUUUUGUUGAAGAGUGGCGCUGAUGUCACUGCUGUGGACAGCUUCAGCCAUGACAGCUAUCACUACGCCCGACUCAGCAAAAACCAGGAGCUCAUCAACCUGGUCAAGAGCUACCUGGAUAAUGCAAAAGCCAAAGAAGCCAGCAGAGUGGAGCUGAAGAAGAGACAGCUGUCUGUGGAUGUGGCCCUUGAGACGUCAUCUAACAGGGAUCAGAUUAUUCAUGAUCUUGAGAAGCAGAAUGAGAGCCAACAGGAGAUUCUGAAGAAGUAUCAUCUGGAACAGAGAGCUCUACUGGACAAAGUCAGUGUUCUGCAACAGCAGCUCAGUCAGGAGAAGUCGAUGGUGGAGGACAUUCACAAAGAGAGGGAGCAUCUGAAGCGCAUGCUGUCUGCCAGAGAGAAAGAGACCACAGCUCCUGAGACUGUGAAGGUUCAGCUCCGGAGCCAUCUGGGAGAAUACUCGGGCCAGUCCGUGAUUAAAGGGAAAGAAACUGUUCUUGUCAGACAAGGUCAAAGUCUGGAUUCAGCUCAGGUUUUGCAGCCUUCUGUUCCAUCACGUUCCAUAUCCAGGCCAUUAGAGCUCUCUCACCCAGUGAUUGCAACCCCUAACGAGGUGGAGACAUUACGUCAGGAGCUAAGGUCCACCCGUAAGCAGCAGGAGGCUGCACAGGAAGAAAUAGAACGCCUCCAGGCAGCGCUCACACGAAAGACCAAGGAGUGUGAAGAGCUUGUCCAGAGUCGUGAUGCCACAAAAAGAGAAUCAGAUCGGCAGAUUCAGGAGCUGGAGGGAGCGUUGGGAGACGUCCAGAAGAGGAUGCUGGACUCUGAAUCUAAGGUCAAGCAGCUACAGCAACAUGUGAUCACGGUAAAGGAACAUCUCGGCAACCAAAUGUUAGAUGACCUGAAAGCUCAGCUCAAUGAGGUCAAGGUUAAAUAUGAAGGUGCAUCAGCUGAGGUCGGCCGAGUCAGGAAUCAUUUGAAGCAGAGCGAGAAAGCUUUAGAGGAAUAUAAAAAGAGUGAAGGUCUGUUGGCUGAAGAUGUAGAGAAGCUGACAGGUGAGCUGAACGCAUUGAGAGAAGAGCGUGAUGAGAUAGCUGCGACUCUUCUAGGAAUGGAGACUCGUGCUAAAGAAUCAGAGAAACGUCUGGGUGUCAUGGUGCCUGGAGAGAAGUUUGACAACAUGAAGAACCUUCUGACUAAUGCGGUGGACGAAAAGGAGAGGCAGCUGGUGGAGCUGCGGGAGGAUUACGAUCGUGUUCUGGAAGAGGUGGCCGAGCUCCACAGGGAGGUGGACCACCGGGACACUGUCCCCCUUCAGGAACAUGAGAGACUCAGGGUGGCUCUGGAGGAACAGAGUGAUGUACUGAAGAAAAAGUUAGCAGAUGUCACUUCUAAAUGUCAGUCACUGAUCUGUGAAGUCGAGGACGGUGAGGAUGAGAAGGAGCUACUUCGAGAAGAGCUGCAUGAACUCAGCAAGAACCUCCAGACCCAGUUUGUUCCUCUUGAGACUCAUGAGAAAUUGGAGAGAACUCUGAGUCUUGCUUUGGAGGAGCUUAAGGACCAGCUUGAUGAAGCAACCGGAAGAAGAACUCAUGCUGAAGAGCAGUUGAGGAGGCUCCAAGAGGAGAUGACUUCUCUGACUGAAAACAUGAGCAUCCUGAAGAGCACGCACAUACCCAACGAAAAGUACGAAAGUGAAAUGGCUGCACUUUCAGCCCGUAAAGCAGUGAUGGAAAAGGAUCUAGAGAAUCUCCAAAAGAAGUACAAAGAUAAAGAGAAGGAGCUUGAGGUUGUGGUUGCUGAGAACAUUGCACUGAAACAGAGCUUGGAAGGACAGUUUGUUAAAAGAGAAGUAUAUGAGAGAGUGCAGAAAGAGUUACAAGAAGCUUUGCAGAAAGCCAAGGCAGAAAUUCACAAAUUGGAAGAAGAUGGAAAAGUUAAAGAAGACGAGUUGAAGAAGGUGAAAGAGGGAAGCGUUAUGUUAAAAGAAAACCUGCAGGAGACAUUGGAAAAGGACUAUAUUAGCAUUAUGGACCAUGAGGCAAUGAAAAGCCAGUUAAACAGACAUUUAGCUGAAGCAGAAAAUAAUGCUAAAGAAGCAUUUUCCAAGUACAAGUCUAUUCAAGAAAGUACUUUAAAACUUCACAAAGAAAUUGAAGAUCAGAAGAAAGAGCUGGACACUAUUCAUGAAGCCAUUCAAUCGAAAUUUGUGCCAGUGAGUACCCUGGAGGAAAAGGAAAAGGCUUUCAAUACCACUGUGAAGGAUCUAAGAGAGGAAUUAGGAAAAAUGGAAGAGAAAUACAAAAGUGCAAAGACUGACGUGGAACAUGAGAGACAUGACAAAGAGACUGUGAAAUUAGAGAUGGAAACUGUGCAGAAGAAACUGGAGGCAAACAUGGUGUCUAGUGAAAAAUACAGAGAAAUAGAAGAGGGCUAUAAAGGCCAGAUGGAGAACUUGAGUCUAAAGUUAGUGGAACUGGAACAGCAGUACAUGGAGGUAACUGUUCAGAGAGCUGAACUGGAGGAGCAGAACUCGCUCUGCAAUGCUGAAAUGAAGAACCUUCAAGACCGUCUAGAAAAUGAGUAUGUUCAUCUUGAGAAGUUUGAGUGCAUGAGGAACUCGCUGACCUGCAGUUUGCAGGAGGCACAGGCUGAGUGCAAGACCCUCACUGAGGCCUACAAUUUGGAGGUCCAGCGCAUCCACAAACUGGAGAAAGAGCUGCAGAGUCACAGUACUGAUGCUGACUUACUGGAGCAAAACAGCCAUGCCAGAGAGACCCUGGAGAGAGAAGUGGCCAAGCUCCGUUUGGCCCUGAGGGAAGAAGAGGAGAUCAGUGCCCAGAGGGCUGAGGACGUCUCCACUCUGCAGUCAGAGCUCCUUAGAGCAACACAUGCUUUGGAUGAACUUCGCAGUCAUGAAGGUCAGUUGGUCGAGCUCAAAGCUGAGAAGCAGAGGCUAGAGGAGGAGGUAGGGGAGCUCAGUGAUAGGCUCUUAGGUCUAGAAGAGCAGUGCGAGGAACUAUACCAGGAUGCAGCCAAGGCGAAAGAUGCCGAGAAUAGAGCAAAGAUGGAGACUGAGGCCCUGCAGGCCAAAAGCAGCUCGAUUGAGAAAGAGAUCCAAGAUCUUAAAGAGAGAUACGAUGACUCACUCAGCACCAUCGGAGACCUCCAGAAAAGGAUUCAGACUUCCUCAGAGCAGACCGAGGCCAAAGACAAAAGGAUCACAGAGCUGUUGGCAGAUGUGGAGAGGUUGAAACAGGCUCUCAAUGGUCUGUCCCAGCUGGCUUACACUGGCAACACUCCCAACAAGAGACACGCUCAACACAUUGACACACUCCAGGCGCAGGUCAAGAGCCUCCAGCAGCAGCUGGCUGAUGCUGAGAGGCAACACAGAGAGGUGGUUUCAAUUUAUCGAACUCAUCUUCUCAGUGCUGCACAGGGUCACAUGGAUGAAGACGUUCAGGCAGCGUUGCUACAGAUUAUCCGAAUGAGGCAGCAGUUUGUGUGUUAAACCCGGCCUAGAGACGCUCUCCGACUCAAAUCCACUGCAUCCACUGAAGGUGUGCAGUUAGUAAACAGGAUCAGCCAAAAAGCAUCAAAGAUAUUAGAAAUGUCACUAAUCACAGAUCAGCAUCCACGUCAUAGACUUUUUAGGUUACUGAACUCUAGUUUUCCUGGGCCUUUUUUCCUUUUACCUUUUACCGUGUACCUUUUAAAUUAUAACCUUAAUUAAAAGCUAAUUAAAGGUACAUCUGUGAUCCUUAAUAACAACCUUAUAAUUGAAUGCGUUUUAAAGCUAUGAUCCGUUCACGCUACCACAUAAAACAUAUAUGCUUUCUAAGAUAUAGAAGAAAUAGAUUAGAAUGAAUAGAUUACUAUUUUUUUCUGGUAGUGAUGCUUAUAAAUAAUCUGUUUGAGAUGCUGAGGAAGAAUAAUUGAGUGGUUUGAUAUUUUGUGUUGUAGGUUUGCUUUGGAAGCAUAAUGGAAAGGCUUAGGGAAGAAAAAGAAUCAGUUUCCCCCUCUUUUCUCCCAAGCUGCAGUGCAUUGUGGGAUUUCCUAUUCUGUACUAUGCUUUUAGAUUAAUAAAUUGGUCACCUUUUCUUCUGUACACAGACGAAAACUACAUUUUUUUUUUAGAUAUUUUCCAAUAACACUGGUCAGGGAGCAGGACUCCUGCACUUUUUUUUGUCAGGCACAAAAUGUAAGGUCCAGGUGAUUUGACCCGUACUUAGAAUCAACCUUUUUUUAAAAAAAUAAUAAGCUUGAUCACGUUUCGCUCACUGAUGAUGUGGUAGCCAGCUGUGCGUUCAUGGAUUUGAGUCAGUGGACGUUAAUGGUGCUAGGUGACACACGACACAGCCUGGAGACGAUGCCCGGACGAUGCUGCCCUCUUGUGGUGUGACUUGGCUGGCCAAGUUUUGAUGACAUGAAUAGUUCUUUGUGGUUCAUUUCACUGUAUAGCUGCAGAUGUGAUGCAUUUGCGAUUAUUGUUAUUAUUAUUAUUAUUAUUAUUUUUUUCUCGGUGCUUCCGAAAUCUGAUAUUUUUUAUCAGGGCUUUGUACUACUUUUGAUUAAUGGUCACCAUGUUUAUGGUAAUACUAUUCAGCAGGACUGGACUAGAAUGACACAAGGUACUUUUUCAUUUUAUUAAUGCCCCCCCCCUUUCGGAAAUAGUACAGUGCAUUCAGACGCCACUAGCUGACCUGUAGCUUUAGCACUGACAUUAACGAUAAACUACAACAGCAAGUUUACUUUAUUGACUGCGCCUCUACGCUAAAUGACGAUGCUGAUAAUUUAUUGUGUAAAAAAUGGCUACUGAUUUUUACUAACUUAUAUGAACUGAGGUUCUGUGUAGACCGUGCCAAAUCUUACAUGAGGAGACUAAUCAUUUUAAAUUCUGCUAUUUGAUCUUGAACUAGUUUGCUUUAUAUUUUACAGAAUUAUAUUCUUUCUUUUUUUGUUUUCUUUUAAACAAUUGUGAAUUCUAACACCAAUAAAAGUGCCUGCUUCAG
Molecule: messenger RNA, 6080 nt
Organism: Hemibagrus wyckioides
Lineage: Eukaryota; Metazoa; Chordata; Actinopteri; Siluriformes; Bagridae
Gene: uacab
Product: uveal autoantigen with coiled-coil domains and ankyrin repeats b
Exons: 19
Coding region: 464-4579 (1371 amino acids)
Molecular function (GO): actin binding
Source: RefSeq, a predicted model, not a curated record